Messenger RNA from Hirundo rustica (Barn swallow), 2331 nucleotides. Its product is annotated as core histone macro-H2A.1. Gene Ontology annotation, cellular component: nucleosome. Lineage: Eukaryota; Metazoa; Chordata; Aves; Passeriformes; Hirundinidae. The record is from RefSeq and is a predicted model, not a curated record. Gene Ontology annotation, biological process: nucleosome assembly. Gene Ontology annotation, molecular function: DNA binding; protein heterodimerization activity; structural constituent of chromatin. Bases 146 to 1210 code for a protein of 354 amino acids. The transcript is spliced from 9 exons.
CCAGCCGAUCCCGGUGGCCCCGCGGGCGGAGCGGAGCGGCGGGAGCGGCAGCGGGGACGGCAGCGGGGAGGGGAGCCGGGCCGCCGCCGGCCGACCGGAGACAUCUUGCCCGCGCCAGUGCUGUUUCAGACCUGAUACAGACAAGAUGUCCAGCAGGGGUGGAAAGAAGAAGUCAACCAAGACUUCCCGCUCCGCAAAGGCUGGGGUCAUAUUCCCUGUUGGAAGAAUGCUCCGGUACAUUAAGAAAGGCCACCCGAAGUACAGGAUUGGUGUUGGUGCUCCUGUGUACAUGGCUGCUGUACUGGAAUAUCUAACUGCGGAAAUUCUGGAAUUGGCUGGAAAUGCAGCAAGGGACAACAAGAAGGGUCGAGUCACUCCUAGACACAUCUUGUUGGCUGUAGCAAAUGAUGAAGAAUUAAAUCAGCUAUUGAAAGGGGUCACCAUAGCCAGUGGUGGAGUGUUACCCAAUAUUCACCCAGAGCUGUUGGCAAAGAAGCGGGGAUCAAAAGGAAAACUGGAAGCCAUCAUCACUCCACCCCCAGCAAAGAAGGCAAAGUCUCCAUCACAGAAAAAAACUGUAUCAAAGAAAACAGGCGGCAAGAAAGGAGCAAGGAAAUCCAAGAAGAAGCAGGGAGAAGUGAGCAAAUCAGCCAGUGCUGACAGUACAACAGAGGGAACUCCUGCAGAUGGUUUCACAGUCCUGUCUACCAAAAGCCUGUUUCUUGGCCAGAAGCUGAACCUUAUUCACAGUGAAAUCAGUAAUUUAGCCGGCUUCGAGGUGGAGGCCAUUAUCAAUCCUACCAAUGCUGACAUUGACCUUAAAGAUGACCUAGGGAGCACUUUGGAAAAGAAAGGCGGCAAGGAGUUUGUGGAAGCCGUCAUUGAGCUCCGCAAAAAGAACGGGCCGUUGGACAUAGCCGGAGCUGUUGUCAGCGCUGGCCACGGACUGCCUGCGAAAUUUGUGAUCCACUGUAACAGCCCAGGUUGGGGCUCAGACAAAUGCGAGGAGCUGCUGGAAAAGACGGUGAAGAACUGCUUGGCUCUGGCUGAUGAAAAGAAGCUGAAAUCAAUCGCCUUUCCUUCCAUUGGCAGUGGCAGGCCACUCUUCUUUCAUGUGCCUUGGUGUGACCACCCUGCCAGAACACUUGAAAGCUGUGUGACUUCAGAGGCUCCUGAGAACAGUUCAGAAACAGUUACGUCCCCAUUUUGAUGCCCUGCAUGAUAGUGCAGGAGAAAAAUUCCUGGAAGAUCUCUUCACUCUAUGCAAGGACGCAGCAUUCAUAAGUAACCUGCAAGUGCUCAGGCGCGUGGAGGCUGCUGACUCCUAAGCAGCUCCUGUGUCAAAACUGCUCUCAGUUGAUUACCUUCGCACACAGCUGAUAAUGCCUGACCGGCUCAUUUGGCUUUAGAAUAGUAUGAGCUUUGCUCAAAAUGCUUUUCCCUUUGUGGAGUUUUUUGGGGUGUUUUUGUUUUUUUGUUGUUGGUUUUGUGUGUGUGUGUGAGUAAUAGCACAUUACAGACAGGACUGACACAGAAUUGCUCUCCAAGAAUAUUUUUUGGUAAGGUAAUGUGCAGCAAGUGGACCAUGCCACAGGAGCUGCCCUUCACAUUUGGUGUGUUGCAGACAGCAAAGAGAAAAAGAAGAGAUUACAGCAGCAUUUUGCUACCAGUGUGGUGCUUCAGUGAGCAAGUGCUGAGAAAUGUUCACCUGUUAGAGCCAGAGGUGGAUUUAGCCCAGAUUCUUUGAAGUGCUCACAAAACGCUGAGGAGCUCAUCCAUCAGUGUAGUCCGUAUAUUAUUUGUAGUAUUAAUAGUACAGACUUUAUAAUGGGGAGUAUUAACUACCAGGUAUCUGUAAGUGCCCGUCAAGGAACCAGGUGAUGUGCAACAGGCUCUUUCGGCUUCUUUUUGGGAGCUACUCCUAAGAGAGUCAACUCUCUGACUCACCUCAGACUGACUAUGGAGUGUACAUCACUGAGGCUGGGGGAGGGCUCAGAAUUUGGCAGGGUAAAACCACAGUCUGGGUGAGUAGCAGUAUUUCAGGACUAACACAGCAACAGAGUUCAGGCCAUGUUCCAAGCAGUUACCAGAUGUAAUUCCAGGAGUUUGCCAUGACCUCUAAAAUUCGGGUCAUAAAGUUCAGGUCAUAGCUUUGUUAAGACCAUUCUACUUGUGCUUGACUUGUUUUAAGAUUAAUCUUUAAGACAAGGAUUCCUAGAUAAAAAUAUGAAGAAGUUUAUAAGAAGGGUUAUCAGGUUAGGUCCUGUAAAGUCCUGUGCUUAGUUACCACUAGUAGUGGAAAGACCAUUUUGUACUUCGGGUUUUUUCAUG